CCCAGAGGUGCCCCAGGGAACAUCCCCGCACUGCGGGCUGUCCACUGGAGCUCCCGGCGCUCCCCGGAGGUGCCUCACCCCCGAGGGGGCGGCCGCUACUGCCAGGCGGGAGCUCGCCGUGGGAGAGAAGCGUUCCCAGAAUACUAUGGAUAAGAACUUGCAAGAAGAGUUUACGCAGAUUAUUAAAUUUCAACCUCCUUUGUACAAACAACGCCAUCAGUUCGUUAAAGAUUUAGUGGAGAAAUAUAAACCUAAGAAGGUGGCAGAUUUAGGAUGUGCUGAUUGCAGCCUUCUCUGGAUGCUGAAAUUCUGCAGUUGCAUUGAAGUAUUAGCUGGGCUAGAUAUCUGUGCAAAUGUAAUGAAAGAGAAAAUGCAUAUGUUGUCUCCUCUUCCUGUUGAUUAUUUGCAACCAUCUGAAAGAUCCCUGACUGUUACCUUGUAUCAUGGUUCAGUUGCCCACAAAGAUCCUUGCAUGCUUGGUUUUGACUUGGUAACGUGUAUUGAACUAAUAGAGCACCUGGAAGAAUCAGAGCUGAAGAAGUUUCCUGAAGUGGUGUUUGGUUUCAUGGCUCCAAGCAUAGUUGUGAUCAGCACUCCAAAUUCUGAAUUUAACCCUCUGCUUUCAAGAGUGAUGGCAUACAGGCAUCCAGACCACAAAUUCGAGUGGAGCCAAGCACAGUUUCAAAGCUGGGCUCUAGAGACUGCCAGAUGCUAUAAUUACUCAGUGGAAUUUACUGGUGUUGGGCACCCACCAACAGGAAUGGAGAAGGUUGGGUUUUGUACCCAAAUAGGUGUGUUUGUGAGAAAAUAUCCUCAAACUGGUGAAUCUGUUCAAUCUGAGAAACCCGCUGAAGCAGUUUACAAGACAGUCUUCAAAGCAGUGUACCCAAGUCUUAAGGAGGAGAAGUACUUGCAGAAUGCAGUGAUCAGUGAAGUUAUUUUCACAGCCCAAAUCAUUAAGCACCGUUUAAUGUCAAAACGUAAGGAGUAUGAUGAUGAUCCUGAGAGAAAAUCCAAAUUCCAAUCAUCAAUGGACUGUUUUUCAAAUUACCUUGAGAAACUGGUUCUUGAGAAAAACAUGGAAUCAUUUGUCAGUGGAAAUGAGGUUUACAUACCUCUCACAACAAUCUUUUCUUUUCCCAAAGUGAAUCGACUUUGUGGUACCUUUGAGAAGUUAUGCAAGCUUAUUGCUGGCAAGGUCCCACUGAGCAGUGAUGGUUCUGCUGUGAUGUUCAAUAUUGAACAUGAAAAUGAAGAGAAUUAGAUCAGAUUUCUCACACAAAGUUCAGUUGAAGUAAUGAAAGUGGGUUUUUUAGGAGCUGUCAGAUGGUAUGUUCUGUAUGCUAACUAGACCACAAAAUCCUUUCUAACCUUCCAUCAGUGGUAUUUAUCUGGCAGCACCUCAUUGAGUGAAGGUGAGUGAUAAUAAUUAGUUCCCAAGAAGGAAAUUAAGUGUUUCUGUUUGCUUUCUAUUGUUUUAUUGUAUUUCUGAUAGUCUCUUCUUAGUUUCAAGGACAGUUUGUUUUACCAUCUACUGUAUUGUGCUGAAUAAUGUGAGUCAGACAUAAGUUUGGGGCAAGUUUUUUCUUAGUUUCUAUAAAAUUUAUAGAUGCCUUUUUCAAGAUGAAUACAUACUCAGCCUUGAUGAAAACCAGUUGUUGUUUCUGCUGAAUUUAAAUAUGAAACUGACAUCUUUGUUCUGUUUUUGAAAAAAAAUUAAAAAAUAUAAAGAACUUCAGUAAUUGUGAAUGCUAACCUGGGUCUGGUUUACCUGAAAAAUGUUCUGUGUUGCCAUGUGCAGCUAUUGUUCAAAAUUGUAAGGAAAAAAUGUAACAAGAACAAAACUCCACAACACAAUCCAAAAAACCCCUCCAACACCAUCAUCAAGAAAAGAGUGCAGUAUCCUGAAUAUAAGGGAAAUAAUGGGGAUAUCUAUUGUUUGGUUAUGGUCUGACUAGGUGAACACACUGAUCAGUAUUCUGAAUUUAAAAAUUUCCUUCUAGAUUAGAAAAAGAAUGGGAUCUAAAUGAUACAUUUUCCUGAUAAUAUAGAUGUCACUUUGUGAUAACACAGAAGCAGAAAAAAGUAAAAUACUUAAAGAAGUCCUUAACAGGAAGAGAAACUGAAAUGGACUCAAACUUCCAGUUAAAUUUGAAAUUUUUGCAUUUAAAAAAAGAGAGGCAAUUUUUAGGAACAGAUUCCAAGCUGAAGACAUGAGUUUAUUGAAUGUCUGAGAGAUUUGUAUUUAAAUAUAGUUAAAAAACUACAUAAUCCACCAGUACAUCCCAAACAGUUUACAACAUGGAAGUCUCCAGUAUUCAUGUAACAUAGUUUACAAAAACAAAAAUACAGCACCUCAAUGUGAAGGUUAUGUUCCACUUACAUGAAGCACAAUUAGAUUAUCACUUCAUGAAGAGCUGUAAGUCAAGUCAGAAGAAUAAAUUACUAAGAUACAGUUUUAUGGAAAGCUGGAUUUCUAUGUCAACUUCCCUAUUACUGAAAAGAUCUGCUCAGGCAAGAAAAGACUGUUUCUAGUAAAUAAAUUAUCUAAUCUAUGACCAUUAGCUGUGUUGUUUAACAUAAAAUGCAACGGGCUAUUGAAAUUCCCUUGAGAAUUACAUAAGUAGCUGUACAACAUUUUUUAAAGUCUGUUUUCCUCAAACUACAUGUAGUUUUCCUAGUGAAUGUAAGUAAACUACCAUUUAACUAUUACUAGUUUUAAUGGAUUUGUCAACAAGUAUAGAUAGCAGUGUCAAAGAGUACUGACAGCAAAGAAUGCAUUCAAAUUUCUGACAUCUUUUGCUUGCAGUGGGAUUUUUUGGUAUGAAUUCGUUCUCUAACAGGAAAGGAGACUAUAAUGUUCUGUGAGAGAGUUGUAUACCAGCAGUUGAGUAGUUUCUGUUUAAAAUUCCUAUGGAGAACAGAAACUGAUAAUACCACACUUCUAUUAAGAGCAGCUAAAAUAGAAUCUUUGUAUUAAUUUUUUUACCUAAUUAGACACUUUAAAGAGAUUAUAAUUAACAGUAGAAAUAAAAGUACGCAAGUACCAAAACUGAGAAAUAGCUCAUAUUCAUCACAUUCAAUAACAGCAUUCUAACUUUCAAAGGUGAAAUUCCCUUAAAAAUACAAAUAACAAUUUAAUAAUUCGACUAUGGAUUUCUGGAAAACAAAGUCUGCUUUUCCUGACUUAACCUAUUAAAUAUAGCCUAGUUUUACAUCAAUAAAAAGGUGUCAGACAUCAGUCUAAGAAAAAUUUAAAGCAUUUUGAGCUUUCAAAAGUGGCUACACUAUUUUUACUUGUUCCAGGCCUUAACAGAUAAACAGUACCACUAAAUGCAAAAAAAAAAUUAGCUAAGUUGCAGUUUACAAUAAUUACACCUACUUGUUACCCAGCACAUCCCUUUAAAAAUGGAUUCUUUCAUAUUCUCAGUGAAAAUUUAAAGAGCUCUUUCUUGCCUUGUCAGGCAAAUCACUACUUGUGCAAAUUUAAAUACAGUACAUUGACCUAAUGUAACAGUGGACAGAUAGCAAAAAAAGAGUUUUGCUGUUGCACACCAAGACUUUUUCAGUGUGCAGAGUAUGUCAAAAUAAAGUGCUUCUCUUAACAAGUUACAUUAAUAAUAGUAUAGAUGUUUACCUAGUUUUAAAGCUUAAAUUCUUUAGUAAAUGGUUUAAUCUCCCUGUACACCCCCAAUCCCGCAAGGCACAUUAAAAACACAAGCAAAGCACUGACUGUGAAGUAUUAAACUGCAAUUAAAAAAAAAAA
Messenger RNA from Prinia subflava (tawny-flanked prinia), 3766 nucleotides. RefSeq names its product HEN methyltransferase 1 (gene HENMT1). The record is from RefSeq and is a predicted model, not a curated record. NCBI's taxonomy places the organism in Eukaryota, Metazoa, Chordata, Aves, Passeriformes, Cisticolidae. Gene Ontology annotation, molecular function: RNA methyltransferase activity; O-methyltransferase activity. The coding region runs from base 146 to 1264 and encodes 372 amino acids. The transcript has 7 exons. Gene Ontology annotation, biological process: piRNA processing; RNA methylation; siRNA processing. Gene Ontology annotation, cellular component: nucleus; cytoplasm.